UCAAAUCCAUCCGUCACUCCACAGAUUAUACAGUUUUUAGACGCACAAAAAUGCAGAAAACUGCUUCGUCUUCAACCUUGGGUCCAGAUGGUUUAGAUAUUGCUCAAUCCUUCUUUAAACCCAUUCAGGGUUCAUUCCCACCCCCACCGACCAGCCGGAACACCAAAAUAUCCGUCGUUGGUGUCGGCAACGUUGGUAUGGCCAUCGCCCAGACCAUCCUCACUCAAGACCUUGCCGACGAGAUAGCACUUGUCGACAUUAACGCCGACAAACUCCGCGGAGAGAUGCUAGACCUACAACACGCGGCCGCCUUCCUCCCACGAACCAAGAUCUCCGCCUCCGUUGAUUAUUCCAGCACUCUGGGAUCGGAUCUCGUCAUCGUUACCGCCGGCGCCCGCCAGAUACCCGGAGAGUCUAGGCUAAACUUGAUGCAGAGGAAUCUGGCUCUCUUCUCUAAGAUGAUCCCCCCUUUGGCUGCAGGGUCGCCGGAGACCAUUCUGCUGAUCGUCUCGAAUCCGGUGGAUGUGUUGACUUAUGUUGCUUGGAAACUAUCCGGGUUUCCAUCGAAUCGGGUCAUUGGGUCCGGUACUAAUCUGGAUUCAUCCCGAUUCAGAUUCCUCAUUGCUGAUCAUCUUGACCUUAAUGCUCAGGAUGUGCAGGCUUAUAUCGUGGGGGAGCACGGAGACUCGUCUGUGGCUUUAUGGUCAAGCAUAAGUGUAGGAGGGGUCCCGAUUCUUAGCUUCUUAGAGAGGCAACAAAUUGCGUACGAGAAGCAAACACUCGAGAAAAUCCACAAAGAAGUUGUGCAGGGUGCAUAUGAGGUAAUAAGCUUGAAAGGCUACACGUCGUGGGCCAUUGGCUACUCUGUGGCUAGCCUAGCUCGAAGCAUACUCAGAGACCAACGUAGCAUCCACCCUGUUUCGGUGUUGGCCAAAGGGUUCUAUGGCAUUGAUGGUGGCGAGCCGUUCCUUAGCCUACCGGCACAAUUGGGGAGGAGCGGAGUAUUGGGGGUCACAAACGUACAUCUUACCGAGGAGGAGUCCCAACAACUACGAGAGUCUGCAAAGACCAUUUUGGAGGUGCAAAGCCAAUUGGGUGUUUGACUUGAUGGCAUAACGUUAUGUAAAAUUGCUCGCUUUUAUGUACCUUUUAAGUUCGAUGUUCUCGUAACCAGUGAUUUUAAUAUCAAAAAUAAUAUUCACAUCCUAA
Messenger RNA from Cynara cardunculus var. scolymus (artichoke), 1209 nucleotides. Its product is annotated as L-lactate dehydrogenase A-like. The transcript has 2 exons. Gene Ontology annotation, molecular function: L-lactate dehydrogenase (NAD+) activity. The coding region runs from base 51 to 1103 and encodes 350 amino acids. Lineage: Eukaryota; Viridiplantae; Streptophyta; Magnoliopsida; Asterales; Asteraceae. The record is from RefSeq and is a predicted model, not a curated record. Gene Ontology annotation, biological process: carboxylic acid metabolic process. Gene Ontology annotation, cellular component: cytoplasm.